AUGGAGGAUAAGGAGGUUCAACCAGCUACUACAGCCACGACAUCCGCGAGGGUUGAGGUCAAGCAGCCGAGGUUCAAGUUCCCGGAUUGGAUGGUUUGGUACAAGAAGCCCGAAUACAGAGACUUUCGAGAGUAUGCCACCGCCAUUCGGACUGGGAGAAGGCCCAUGAGCAGGGAUGGACGAGACAAGAGUCCCAUUCCUGCAAGGCUGAGCUUGGAGAAGGUUCUUGCCAACGAAACCUGCUCACCGAUGUCUUUAUAUGACUUCUACAUGUACCUCAAGUACAUCGAGUUUUCCCCCGAGAACCUCGAGUUCUUCGUUUGGUUCCGAAACUACCAAUCUGCUUUUGCCAAGACCGGAAGCCUCAACAACUUCCCCUUGGGGGAGAAGGAGACCGACAUGCUAUCGUCAAGCGACAGUGGUUCCGAAGCAGCGCGAGACUCCAUUGGCCACAAGCUGCCUUCAAUCAAGUUGUCGGAGUUUGAAUGCGAUCCUGAAGCAGCCAACGAGACUAUGUCCAACAUUGUCCAUCUCAUCGCCCCGGAGGCAGCAUGCCGCCCGAACAGCAAGAUCGGGCCAAAUGGCCGCGAUCGUAUCAAGUCCUGGGCCAACGCAUGCGCCAAGCCAAUCUGUUCGAAUACCGUUGCCAAUGUCGUCCCCUCUCGCAUCGCUCCCAACUCGGCCUACCGCGUUGAACUCAAUGCCGUCGUCAAGACCUUUCUUAUCCCCAACGCCGAGAAGGAGCUCAACAUCCCGCCUGCCAUCCGCGACCAGGCCCUCCUUGAUCUUCAGCAUUCCUCCGAUCCGGCUCAUCUCCAACCUAUCGCCGACCACGUAUAUGGCCUCCUGAAGAACUGCUCGCAUCGCAACUUUGUUCGGCUUGGUGUCUCCAACGGAACUUUCGAGACCCUGUGCAUGGCAACCAGCAUGGGGAUCGUUCUCACUGUCGCCGGCUUCCUAUGCGUACUCCUCAGGGCAUUCGUCCCUUACAUGGGCGCCCACAGCCGCUACAAUGCCUUCGCCCCCUGGCCAAUGUGGUUCGUUGGCAUGUCCCUCAUUCUCUCGGGUCUCAGGGGUAGUUGCUUCUUCCUCUUGCUCUUCACACGACGACAACCCCUUCCGUGGGAGCGCUUUGACGAUAGCGCAUCUCUCCUCUCUCAGAAGUCCGGUUUCAUGAAGUUCAUUUCGCGGAUGAUGAUCUUUGAUCGCAAGAUCCGAGUUAGAGACGUCCACCUCCGGAGGCUCCAGCACAAGAUUGUGCUCCAGGCCAUGGUAGGCGGCGCAGUAUUCUCUUGUCUGUGCAGCCUGUUGUUUGUGCUGCUUCCCGUGUGGUCGCAGACAUCGUUGUCGCAGGUCUAG
Molecule: messenger RNA, 1359 nt
Organism: Colletotrichum karsti
Lineage: Eukaryota; Fungi; Ascomycota; Sordariomycetes; Glomerellales; Glomerellaceae
Exons: 3
Coding region: 1-1359 (452 amino acids)
Source: RefSeq, a predicted model, not a curated record